Molecule: messenger RNA, 621 nt
Organism: Pestalotiopsis fici W106-1
Lineage: Eukaryota; Fungi; Ascomycota; Sordariomycetes; Amphisphaeriales; Sporocadaceae
Exons: 5
Coding region: 1-621 (206 amino acids)
Molecular function (GO): GTPase activity; GTP binding
Source: RefSeq, a predicted model, not a curated record
AUGGCCUCGUCGGACGAGGCGUUGCCCGUGCUCAAGGUCCUCAUCAUUGGGCCGUCGGGCGCCGGCAAGAGCGCUUUAUUGAUGAGGUACUGUGAGGAUACCUUUGACCCGGAUACUUCUACGGCUACCAUAGGGAUAGACUUCAAGACCAAGAGAUUAUCAGUUAGAGGUAAAGCGUACAGAUUAAAUGUCUUUGAUACGGCUGGCCAAGAACGCUUUCGCACCUUGUCCACCAGUUACUAUAGAGGUGCUCAUGGUGUAAUCAUUGUCUAUGACAUUUCGAGUCGAUCCAGUUUUGCGGCCAUGGACAAGUGGAUCGAAGAGGCGAGAAAUAAUGCCAACCCAGAUGCUGUACUGUACAUUGUUGGAAGCAAACUAGACAAGGACGCCUCCGGUGGCCGUGUCAUUUCCCAAGAACAAGGCCAAGCCUACGCCGAUGCUCAGGGGGCAGGUUUCUGUGAAGUCAGCAGCAAGACGAGAGAAAAUGUCCGCCGGCCGUUUAUCGAGGUGGUGGAUCGUAUUGCCCAGAAGCCAGAGCUGAUUAAGCCGCCCAAUGCAAAUAACGGCACCCUGAGUAUUGGCAAUCUCGGUUCCGACUACUCCUCUGCUUGCCCUUGCUGA